Messenger RNA from Lathyrus sativus (Indian pea), 1320 nucleotides. The record is from the annotation of a GenBank genome assembly. NCBI's taxonomy places the organism in Eukaryota, Viridiplantae, Streptophyta, Magnoliopsida, Fabales, Fabaceae.
AUGGGGGCUUGUGGGUCUAAACCUAAAGUCUCUGGUGAUCUUAAAACGAAGAAGAUUAAUAAUCAUAAUCAUCGUAGGAAAAGAAGAAGGAUUCUUCGAAAAAGGGUUUCUUCUCAUAAAAUCGAAAAUAAUGUUGCUCACUCUAAUUCUGGUUUGCAAACUUCUAAUCGUGCUUCAGAUGCUGCUUGGUUUGAUUCUAUUUCAGCUUUGGAUUCUGAAUGUGAUGAUGAAUUUUACAGUGUCUAUGAUGGAGAAAUUUCUGUGAGUCAUGCUGAUGAUAUUGGACAGGAAAGAAGAUUAACUCCGGAACAUUGUGGGAUUCUGCAAAAUAAUUGUUUGCCUUGCCUUACUUCUUCUACUGCCCCUUCUAUUGAGAAAAAGAAGCCAAUGAGUCCCGAAACAUCGAGUGCGCGAAGAAAGUCGCUUUCUAAACUGUCGUUCAAGUGGAGGGAAGGGUCUUCUGAUAUGGCGUUACUUUCCCCUAAGGCGUUCAAACAAAAACUAGUAGCGGGUUCGACUAUUCCGUUUUGUCCAAUUGAGAAACAACUCCCCGGUACUUGGUCACCGCUUGAGCCAAGUUCCUUCAGAGUCCGAGGAAAAAAUUACUUGAGGGAUAAGAAGAAAGAAUUUGCUCCAAGUGGUGCUGCUUUCUAUCCCCUUGGCGCUGACCUCUUUUUGUCUCCGCGAAAAAUUGAUCACAUUGCUCGAUUUGUACAAAUACCUGCGAUAAAUAUACCCGGGGACAUCCCUUCAAUUCUUAUUGUAAAUAUUCAGAUACCGUUAUAUCCUGCUACAAUCUUCCAAAGUGAAAACGACGGUGAAGGAAUGAAUGUGAUUUUGUACUUCAAGUUAUCUGAAAGAUAUUCUAAAGAUCUUUCAGACCAAUUUCGAGAAAAUAUCACUAAAAUGAUCGAUGAUGAAGUCGAGAGAGUUAAAGGCUUUCCUAUGGAUUCAAUCGCACCGUUCAGAGAUAGAUUAAAAAUUUUAGGUAGAGUGGUGAAUGUGGAAAAUCUUAAUUUAAGCGCGACUGAAAAGAAGCUGAUGAAUGCAUACAAUGAAAAGCCUGUUCUCUCACGUCCUCAACAUGAGUUUUACUUGGGAGAAAACUAUCUUGAAAUAGAUUUGGAUGUGCACAGAUUUAGCUAUAUUGCAAGAAAAGGAUUUGAAGGCUUCAUAGAAAGACUGAAGCUUACUAACCUGGAUUUUGGCCUCACAAUUCAGGGAAACAAGCCAGAAGAUUUGCCAGAGCAUUUAUUAUGUGCAAUUCGGUUGAACAAAAUUGAUCACAGCAGUUUCAACCAGAUUGGUGUUUCAAGUUAA